AUGCAGUUCAAGCUCUCCUGCCUCGUCGCCCUCGCUGCUGCCUCGGCCGUCCAGGUCCAGGCCCAGACUACCUCCGUUGGUGCCCAGCUCUGCACAUCAAUUGGAAUGUGUAUCAAGAGCACGACCACCGGCAACUACUGCUACGACGAUAUCGCGCAGAGUGCCCAGGCCCUGGCCACCACAACCGACCCAACCGCCGCUGCCAAGAUCCUCUGCACCCAGUGCUACCACGAUGUGAUCGUCUGGUUCCAGAACAACCCCACCGCUGGCGGCACUUCCGCAAGCCAGUUCCAGGGCAUCAUUACUCAGGUCAACACGAUCUGCGGCGCCAACUUCCUGAGCGGCAACUCGACUGCCUCCCCCACCACCGGCUCCGCUCCCACCGGCUCCGCUCCCACCGGCUCCGCUCCUGCCAGCUCCCCUACUGCCAAAAGCUCCCCUACUCCCAAAAGCUCGGCCGACACCUCCAAGCUCUCGCUCGGUGCUGUCCUUGUCGGCGGUGUUGCUCUUGCUGCCAUGAUGUUCUAAUCGUCGAUGAAUAUCGAGCCAUCUGCCUCACCCUGUACAUGUUCUAUGAUUGGCAUCGUAAGCCCUCCUAUAUGUCCCAUGUACUUUUAUAUAUCUCCCUGUCAACACACACAGCAGCUAUUGCUUGCCAAUACAUAUGUU
This is a messenger RNA of Polychytrium aggregatum, 669 nucleotides long. RefSeq lists its product as uncharacterized. The record is from RefSeq and is a predicted model, not a curated record. The transcript has a single exon. Bases 1 to 528 code for a protein of 175 amino acids. Lineage: Eukaryota; Fungi; Chytridiomycota; Chytridiomycetes; Polychytriales.